AGGGGGGCUGGAUGGGGCGGAGCCUGCCGCGGCAAUUAAGGCUGAACUUUGAGUGAACUAAUUUGAUCGCCCCCCGGACCAAGGUAAAGUGGGCAGCGACCUGGGUAUGGGGUAUAAAAGGGGGGCCUGCGGCGGGGCUUGGCCCUUGUGCUGGCUAGCUAAGGGGAAAGGUAGGUGCCUGCCGCCGCCUCGCCACCAGCCAGCAUGGGCUUCUCCGCGUUUCUGGCUAGCGCCGUGUGCACCUUCGUGCUGCCGCUGCUGCUCUUCCUGGCCACCGUGAAGCUCUGGGACCUGUACUGUGUCCGGGGCCGCGAUCCUAGCUGCCCCUUGCCUCUGCCCCCUGGCACCAUGGGGCUGCCCUUCUUCGGGGAGACUCUGCAGUUGGUGUUGCAGCGGCGGAAAUUCCUGCAGAUGAAGCGGCGCAAGUACGGCUACAUCUACAAGACGCACCUCUUCGGGAGGCCCACGGUGCGCGUGAUGGGAGUGGAGAACGUGCGGCACAUCCUGCUGGGCGAGCAUCGGCUGGUGGCCGUGCAGUGGCCGGCCUCGGUGCGCACCAUCCUGGGCUCGGGCUGCCUCUCCAACCUCCACGACGCGCAGCACAAACACCGCAAGAAGGUAAUCAUGCAAGCUUUCUCCCGAGAAGCUCUGGAACAUUAUAUCCCGGUCAUCCAGGAAGAGGUGAGCGCUUGCCUGAAGCAGUGGCUGAUCAGCAGCGGAGGCGGCUCCUGCCUGUUGGUUUACCCCGAAGUAAAGCGGCUUAUGUUCCGAAUCGCUAUGCGCAUCCUGCUGGGGUUUCGGCCGGGCCAGACCGGAUCGGACAGCGAGCAACAUCUGGUGGAGGCCUUUGAGGAGAUGAUCCGCAACCUCUUCUCCCUGCCCAUCGAUGUGCCUUUCAGCGGCCUCUACAAGGGCUUGAGAGCGCGGGAUGUCAUCCACGCCAAGAUCGAGGAGAAUAUCCUGGCGAAAUUGGCUGCGAAGGAGCCCACCGAUGGCUACAAGGAUGCGCUCCAGCUGCUGAUGGAGCACACGCAGAGCAAUGGCGAGCAGCUGAACAUGCAGGAACUAAAAGAAUCAGCAACUGAGCUGCUUUUUGGUGGACAUGAAACCACAGCCAGUGCUGCUACAUCCUUGAUCACUUUCCUAGGUCUUCACCAUGAUGUUUUGCAAAAUGUGAGAAAGGAAUUGCAAGAGAAGGGAUUGUUGGGCAACUUCAGCCAAGAUAAGCAUUUGGAAAUGGAGGUCUUGGAGCAACUGAAGUACACUGGCUGUGUUGUCAAAGAGACACUCCGGCUGAGCCCUCCGGUCCCAGGAGGGUUCCGAGUGGCACUCAAGACUUUUGAGCUAAAUGGAUUCCAGAUUCCUAAAGGCUGGAAUGUCAUCUACAGUAUCUGUGACACCCAUGAUGUUGCAGAGCUCUUCACCAAUAAAGAUGAAUUCAACCCUGACCGGUUCAUGGCUCCUUUCCCAGAGGAUGCCUCACGAUUUAGUUUCAUCCCUUUUGGAGGAGGCUUGAGAAGCUGUGUGGGCAAAGAGUUUGCCAAAAUCCUCCUCAAGAUCUUUGCUGUCGAGCUGGCUCAGAAUUGCGACUGGCAGCUUUUAAAUGGACCUCCAACCAUGAAGACUGGACCCAUCAUGUAUCCAGUGGACAAUCUGCCUACAAAGUUCACAAGUUUCAAUGGGCAGGUUUAAUAAAUGCCAGGCUAGUGUCUUGGUAUUCUUAACUUAAGUCCUGGUCCAUUUAAAGUAUGUACAAUGGCUUUUUAUAGUGCUCUAAAUUCAAUAUUAUAUAUUUAACUUUAUGAAUGUGUAAUAGUUAUUUAUACCUUUUUAAGGAUAUUUUUAAAAGCUAUUUCAUAUAGUUUUCUUCAAGCAAGCACUGGGCUGGUCCAGAUGUGACAGAGACUCAUGAUUAAGCCUGGUUUCGUGCCACGUCCUGAGCUCCGGAGUGCCUGCCCCCUCCUUCCCAUGCCCACACCAGUGUCUGUUUCUGAUAUAGGUUAGAAUAAACCAACCUCAGUGUUGUAGACAACAGGUGUCUCAGUGGUCAGGAAAAGGAGUGGCAGUGCCCAGCAAGGUGACACCUGUGCAGCAGCAAGUAGCACCUGAGCUGACUACCUUGCACUGUAUCAUGGAGGGGCCACCCCUGUUCAGCUGUGACAUAUUGACUGAUCUCUCUCAAUUGUAACCCCCUUGCUUAAAACAAACGGUCACCUUCAAACCUUGGAUACAGCCUGCACCCAUGUUCCCGCUAAGGUGUGCACAUGCUCACGAGUUUUGUUGUCCACUCAGUUAAUUGUAGAUCCCGGUUGAAUCAGGAAGACCCCAUUCUGAAUGCAUGUGUGCACACUGCCUUGGCACUGCCGGUUAGAACAAAACAAAUUCUGGAGACAGGUGAAAAAAAUUAGGGAGAUCACUGGACUGCAUUUGAUGGAAAUAAUCAAAAAAAUUAUUUCAAGCAAGUGAAGUCCAGUGGUCACCCUAAUUUUUCUCAUCUGUGUGUGGAAUGAGUUUUGCUCUAGAAGGCAGUGUGUGCAUUGCAUUCAGAAUGGCGCUUUCCUAAUUCGACCUGAGAGGGAUCCACUGUUAACUGAGCGGACAUCAAAAAACAUGUGAGCAUAUGCACACCUUAGCGGGAACACGGGUGCAGGCUGUAUCCAAGGUUUGAAGGAGAGAGUUUAUUUUAUAUGAGGUUAGAAUAAAGAGAGAGAUGGGUUCAGAUGUCACAACUGAUAUUAUUUGCUUCUGGACCACAUUGGGAGCAGACAUGGGAGGCAGGGGGCAUAUGCUCCUAGGGUGCUGUGCAGAAUCUGAUUUGACCAGGGUUCCACAUCAUGUCUGAACCAGCCCACUAUAAUUAUGGGUCCUUGGGAUUCAUAAUUGGAUAAUUUUAUUUCUAUAGAAAUAAAGUUUCCUACUAUUUAAGACUCUCAAAAGCUGGUUUACUAAUUAUGCUGAAGAUGUUCAUGUGUGUACGCGCCCAGACAACCUCUCAACGUGAAAACUUAAUGCAAUGAAUUGUAUGUCUACUGUGAACCAAAAAGCCAUAGUGUGGCUUAUGUCAGAAUAAAAACUCUUGAGUAAUAGAACUUUGAUACGUGGUGUUCGCAUUUAUGGAGAAUGACAUUGUUUGAAAAAUGCAUAAGGGAGGCUUGAAGCAAAGUUCACAAUCUGAUUGUAAGCAUGCUUAAAAUUACAGGUCUCGUUGACCGCUGUGGAACUUGGUUUCAAGAAAGAUUGCUCUGGUGUUCCAUAGAAUCUCUUUAUUUUCCCUUUACCUUGGGGAUCAGAAUUACAAAAGUUGCUAUUGCCUAGCAGGAAGGGCAUUGUGGAUAUGAACUACUUGAGCACAUGCGAUCACUUAAAGUGAUGUGUAUAUAUUCUAUGUAGUCUCUCCCUCCCCCUUCAUUUAAAAUAUGUUUUAUAAUCUUUACAAAGCAUGAUGUUUUAUUUUCAGAUUAUGGAGUUAUCACAUAUCCCUUGGGUCUGGGGUGAAUGAUACAAUGGGGCAGUAAAUGACCAAUGUGAGUCAGUUCCCAUGUGUUUCCUGGCUGACAUAAUGCACAUUACUUUUCAUGCAAGUGAAAGUAUUAAAGGAAGAAACUUACAUGGGAGCAUACCUUCCAUAAGCAGAGAACCUGCAACUUAUCUAUCUUGUUCAAGAAAAACUAAUAUUUAUUUAUUUGAUUUAUGUACCGCCCUUCUAAAAAUGGGUCUGGGUGGUUGACAUCAAUAUGUAUAUGGUGCCUGGGAAAGAUAACAUAGGAAGAGCCACAUAGUUCAGAGAUCUGCUGUAGGAGUGGCCAAAUACAUUCCCUUUUGUGUUUUAUAGGAGCAUGUCAUUUCAACUAUUUUGCAUCUCCACAUCAUACAAGGAGCUGAACCGAACCCCCAAAUUAGUUUAGAAAUGCUGUACUAAAUCUAGAUAUGUUUAGAAAUGCUGUUUAGUUUAGAAAUGCUGAACUGAAUCUAGAAUCUGAACUGAAUCUUAAAUUUUAAAUUGUUUUAUUGUAAAUUGCCCAGAGACAUGAGUUUGGGGUGGUAUAGUAAUUUGUUAAAUAAAGUUACUUUGCACUGGAACCAGAAUUAAACCCCUAAACAAAGUGGCAACACUUUCAAAAUAUGCUCUGGCAUCAAGCAUUCAGAUUUCAAUUGCAUGGUUCAGGUUUUAUUUUCCUUGUUUUUAUUCUGUUGUAUAUGUUUUGUUUGUAAGCACUUUUGACACUUUCAAAAAGAAAAAUUUAAAAAUACACUUUCCCCUCAA
This is a messenger RNA of Hemicordylus capensis (graceful crag lizard), 4264 nucleotides long. RefSeq names its product cytochrome P450 26A1. Gene Ontology annotation, molecular function: monooxygenase activity; iron ion binding; heme binding. Lineage: Eukaryota; Metazoa; Chordata; Lepidosauria; Squamata; Cordylidae. The transcript has 7 exons. The record is from RefSeq and is a predicted model, not a curated record. The coding region runs from base 205 to 1692 and encodes 495 amino acids. Gene Ontology annotation, biological process: sterol metabolic process.